GAAUGUACGCGCGCGCGGUGGAAGAACUCGUGUCCGGCGUUUUUCUGCGUUCAAGUACGAGAAUUUUGAAACGAUGAUGCAGUCAUAUCAAGGUGCAUCGAAAGUUCUGUACGUUGGUAACUUAGAUAGACGAUGUACAGAGGAAUUUUUAAAGCAAGUGUUUGGUAAAAUAGCCCCAGUGGAGAGAUGUAAAAUGAUAUAUGAUCACACUGGAAACGACCCAUACUGUUUUGUGGAAUUUGAAGACCACGAAUCUGCAAAGACCGCAUUGGAAACCAUGAAUGGACGACGUGUCUUUGAUCAGGAUAUCAAAGUGAAUUGGGCAACAAGCAACACCGGAAUGAGGAAGGACACAAGCAGUCACUUCCACAUCUUUGUUGGUGAUUUACCUGAUGAAAUGACGACGGAUCUCCUCAAGAACUCUUUUGAGAAAUUUGGAAAAAUCUCAGAUGCACGAGUCGUAGUUGAUGUUGGAACUGGUGCUUCAAAAGGAUACGGCUUUGUUUCCUUCUAUAGUAAAAUUAAUGCAGAAUCUGCAAUCAAAGAAAUGAAUGGUAAAACACUCAAUGGUAAACAGAUUAGAACCAACUGGGCAUCUCGUAAGCCUCAGCCACCCCAAGGUAGCGUAAAAAAGCCAGACCUGAAUGAAGUUAUAAACAAAACGAGUAUUUAUAAUAAAACUGUUUAUGUUGGGAACCUUCCUGACCAGAUCGCAGCGGAAAGACUGACGAGUGUAUUUAAAACUUAUGGAAAUAUCAUAAAUAUCCGAGUACUCGCUGACAAGGGAUACGCUUUUAUAACAUUUGAUGAUCACUAUCGUGCAGCUGAAGCCAUUUGUGGUAUGCAUGGAGAGAAUCUGGACGGAAACGUUUUAAAGUGUUCCUGGGGGAAAGAACAGGAUGGUCAAGGUGGAGGAAAUAUGCAGCAAUAUUAUCAACAGCAACAACAACAGCCAUUCUAUUAUGGAGGAUACUAUCAACAACAACAGCAACACCAACAGCAUUCACAACAACAAAUGGGAGGAGCGUACAUGCACAUGCAAGCACAGCCUGGUUACUACUACCCCAAUCCGUACGCAGGACAUAUGAUGCCAAUGGCACCAGGAUAUCCACAAGGAGGUCCACACAUGCAGAAUCAAGGUGGUCCAGGAAAUGGUCAGCAAGGUCCGAAUGGCGUACACAAUACGGGCCCGCAAGGAGGCGGUAUGGGAUAUUAAAUACAGCCUGCGGGUUUCAGGCUGGUGUUUGACACAAGGGAUUCCCAACGUUGGGAAACAUGAACAAAAAAAAAUGAUGCCAAAACUUGUGUUUGGUGGUCAAAAAGAAGCCGAGGGAAAUUCUCUGGUUGAACUAUUGAGCGUCGACAUGAACGUCUCUCAAUGUAAUGUGAGGAAUUGUAAAGCUAUAUAUGUUUGUCAGUCAGGAAACACUGUAAAAAGGAACACGUUAAAUCAUUGUCGUCUUUUUGUCUAGCUUAGAUAUGUGUUUGGUAGAAAUGAAAUGUCUUGAUCCCUGUUUAAA
Dendronephthya gigantea is the source of this 1520-nucleotide messenger RNA. Its product is annotated as nucleolysin TIAR-like. NCBI's taxonomy places the organism in Eukaryota, Metazoa, Cnidaria, Anthozoa, Malacalcyonacea, Nephtheidae. The record is from RefSeq and is a predicted model, not a curated record. The transcript is spliced from 15 exons. Gene Ontology annotation, molecular function: mRNA binding. Gene Ontology annotation, cellular component: cytoplasmic stress granule. Gene Ontology annotation, biological process: regulation of mRNA stability; cytoplasmic stress granule assembly; nuclear-transcribed mRNA catabolic process, nonsense-mediated decay. The coding region runs from base 74 to 1216 and encodes 380 amino acids.